CAUUCCCUUUCCACCCGGCGAGAGAUUAAAGCGGAAAGAAUCAAAUAACACCCUCCGGAGGCCACAAACCUCCGACUUGUGGCUCUUAUUCCCAUCCUCCCCUGCUCACGUGUGCUGCUCUUUCCCCUCCGCCUUCUCCCCUCCUCUGCUGUUGUUAAACCAACGGGGAGAAGCCAUCAAACGAACGAAGAAGAACUCGACGACGAGCCAGAGAUCCCUCAGAGACACGGCAACCAAGCGCUUUUUUUUUUGUCUUUUUAUAGAUAAAAGAGAACCAGGGGGAGAUGGCAGAGAGCAGAGACCAGGCGAUCAAGCUCUUCGGCAAGACGAUUGCUUUCCCGGCCAGCGACGACAACAGAAAAAAAGAGGAGGAUAAGCUUUCUUACGGAAACUCCACUAUGAAAUUUCAGGGUAGUUCAGAUAAAGCAACCAUCCAUGAAACCAAGGACAAAGGUCAUGACUCUCUGGAUUUAGAAACAAAAAGUGAGCCACCAAUAUCCUCCUCAGCAAAUGAGACCUUGAGAACCUCUGCUGAUCAAGCGGCUACAGCUAUGAAGAAUCUAAAGCCUGAAGAACAAAAGAAUGAAACAGGUACCUCUCAAGAGAAAAUGAUGAAGAGGCCUGAUAAGAUACUUCCUUGUCCUCGGUGUAGCAGCUUGGAUACCAAGUUCUGUUACUACAACAACUACAAUGUCAACCAGCCACGCCAUUUCUGCAAGCACUGUCAGAGAUACUGGACUGCCGGGGGCACAAUGAGGAAUGUGCCCGUCGGAGCUGGACGCCGCAAGAAUAAGAACUCGGCGUCCCAGUUUCGCCACAUCUCGGUCUCUGAUGCCACCUUCCAGACAGUCAGACCUGAAGUUCCUGACCCAAUUCAUCACCCUCCACUAAAACCGAAUGGAACUGUUCUUAGUUUCGGGUUGGAUACCCCUCGUUGUGAAUCUGUGGCCUCUGUAUUCAAUCUUGCCAACAAGACAAUGAAGAAUUGCAAUCAAAAUGGAUUCCAUCGACCAGAAGAGCAGGUGGCUCCAUUUUCUGCUGUGGAAAAUGGUGAUGAUCGGUCGAGUGGAUCUUCAGUGACAGCUUCGAAUUCUACUGGUGAUGGAAUUGGUGCUAAUCAGCAAGAGCCAGUCAUUCAAAACUGUCAAGGAGUUCCAGAUCAAAGCCCAUACAUUAGUGGAUCAUCACCUUGGCCAUAUCCCUGGAGCCCAGUUCCUGCUUUCUUUUCGUCGAACUAUCCUCUCUCUUUUUAUCCUGCACCGGCUUAUUGGAGUUGUGCGGGUCCUGGCACUUGGAGCUUCCCAUGGAUCUGCCCUCCAACUUCUUCAAGCAAUGGUUCCUCAGGAGCUGGAUCCAAUUCUCCAACCUUAGGCAAGCAUUCAAGGGAAGGAGAAGUGCUCGAUAAUACCGAUUCAGAGAAAGGAGAGAGUCUUAAGCCGAGCAACCAGGAGAGGUGUCCCUGGAUUCCUAAAACAUUGAGGAUGCAUGACCCCAAAGAAGCUGCAAAGAGCUCAAUAUGGACGACCAUGGGAUUCAAAUAUGACAGUGCUGAUGUAAUUAGUGGUGGAAUGCUAUUCAAAGCCUUCCAGAAAAAGGAAGGGACAAAGAAUCACACUGCAGAGACCUCUCAAAUAUUGCAUGCCAAUCCUGCAGCUUUGUCACGAGCCCUCUACUUCCAAGAGAGCUCGUAGUGGAGCUGAAGGCUAUUGCAAGAUCUUUUGUACAUAAAGCAAGUGAAGUUUAACAGAUUAGGUAAGUUGACAAUCCUGAGAUUUUCUCAGUGAAAUUAUCAUGGUGCAGUCACUCCAUCAACUUGAGGAAGAAAGUGAGUUUCUCUGGUUUUCCCACCAGAAGCCAUCUAGGAGUAGCUCAAGUUACUUUCAGUCCUUCCUUGAUGUAACAGUAGAAUUCCCCUAUAAUUUCACUUAGCUUUAUGUUUUGGCUGAGUUUAUCUACAUUGAUAUAUCAAAUGAUUGAGAAGAAAAGAAUGAUGCAAGGAAGAAAUGGAUAUUUGUAGUUUUUUUGAUGGUAAAAUGGAUAUUUGUAGUUGUACUAAAAAUAAUUUC
Messenger RNA from Elaeis guineensis (African oil palm), 2066 nucleotides. Its product is annotated as cyclic dof factor 1. The record is from RefSeq and is a predicted model, not a curated record. Gene Ontology annotation, biological process: regulation of DNA-templated transcription. Gene Ontology annotation, molecular function: DNA binding; DNA-binding transcription factor activity. NCBI's taxonomy places the organism in Eukaryota, Viridiplantae, Streptophyta, Magnoliopsida, Arecales, Arecaceae.